Molecule: messenger RNA, 2421 nt
Organism: Lactuca saligna
Lineage: Eukaryota; Viridiplantae; Streptophyta; Magnoliopsida; Asterales; Asteraceae
Source: the annotation of a GenBank genome assembly
AAGUAGUAGAACUUCAUAACUAGAGGAAACUGUAUAAACUUGAAAAGGGGGUUCCCCAAUCUGUGGAAUGAAUCAGUCGGCUACUACUGCAUGAAACGGUGGAGAACGCCGUGUUUCUGGCGGAGUGUGGUUGCGGCACUGGCUACCGUCCUCUGUGGCCUCGAUAAACAACAAUAUUUUUUUGCAUUAGACAUCCCUGAUCCCUAAGCAGUCUAGAUUUUAGUUUGAGUUAUUAAUCAUCAAGAUUAUAGUUAAUUAGCCGAAAACGAAUUUUGAUUUCGGGUUUCGGAUUAGGGAUUCGUUUAGUGGUAAAGAAGAAGAAGCAGCUUUUCAUUCCUUUCUAAAAAUCGAAUGAAGUUCUACCUUUCUGAUCAGCAAUAAUAAUGUCAGAAAUUCUGUUUCUUAGAAUGGAAGAGCUGGGGCUAGGGCUCGUAUCACUGCUACGAGCAGCAUGGAUCAUUGCUACUUUACCGAUUCUUGUAGCUUGUUUGCCAUUGCCAGGGCUUGGUUGGUUUCGAAGAACUCUGUUAGGGUUUGCUAAAAGAGGAAAGAUUUUGCAAUCGAACUCUAAACUAACUGUGCCUCAGAGAUUCUUCUCUCACUUCUAUGUGGUGGCCAUUUUCUGGACAACAUUCUUGCUUAUUGCAGUGUGGUUUUAUGCAAUCAAGAUGCUUCCAUCACUAAUCGAGCAAGACCUCUUUUCUACCAUAACCAGUCACUUGACUGGAGGUUCACAUGCUUUCCCCUUGAAUAAAUCUUUGUCAACUAAAGAACAUGUAUACAAUGUUUGGCUAUCUGUGUUUCUCCUUUUGCUAAUGGAAGCUCAAGUUUUGCGACGCUUCUAUGAGACAUUCUAUGUUUUUAACUACAGUCCAUCAGCUCGCAUGCACAUCUUUGGUUAUCUUGCUGGCUUAUUUUUCUAUACAGCAGCUCCACUUUCUCUAUGUUGCACUUUUGCUCCUGAAGUGUUUAAUUUUGUGAAGAAUCUGGUGGCUGAGUUUAUUGUGAGAGGAAAAGAUCGCAUGUCAAGGCCUGAAUUUAACAUAUGGAUUUUUGUCACUCCUUUCUUGACACUUCGGUGGUAUUCAUGGAUUGGUGGAGCCAUUUUCUUAUGGGGUUGGGUACAUCAACUUCGUUGCCAUGAAAUUCUUGGUUCCUUGCGAGAGAAAACUGAAAAGCUUGAGGAUUAUGUCAUUCCUUAUGGUGAUUGGUUUGAAUACAUCUCAUCUCCACAUUAUUCAGCUGAAAUUGUGAUCUAUGGUGGUCUUGUGGUGGCUAGUGGUGGUGGGGAUCUUUCUUUGUGGUUACUUUUUGCAUUUGUGGUGGCGAAUCUUGUUUUUGCAGCAACCGAAACACAAAGAUGGUAUCGACAUAAAUUUGAUGAUUAUCCUCGCCUUGUCCCAUUCCCUGGGCUUGCUUGGCUUCACACAAUUCUCAUGCUUGGCAACAGAGGCAAGAUUUUGCAAUCCAACUCUAAACUAACUGUUCCUCAAAGAUUCUUCUCUCACUUUUAUACGAUGGCCAUUCUAUGGACGACACUCUUGCUUGUUGCAAUGUGGUCUUAUGCAACAACCAGCCACGUGGCUGGAGGAGAAUCCCAUGCAAACAAUGUUUGGCUAUCUGUGUUUCUCCUUGUGCUAAUGGAGCUCCAUCUUUUACGACGUUUGUAUGAGACAUUCUAUGUUUUCAACUACAGUCCCUCAGCUCGAAUGCACAUUUUUACUUAUCUUCUGGGCCUCUUUUUCUAUGUAAUGGCUCCACUGUCUCUAUGCUGUAAUUUUGCAUCUCAAGUGUUUGAUUUCGUGAAGGGAAAGGGUCACAUGUCGAGGCCUGGAUUUGAUAAUAUAUGGAUGUUUGUGACUCCUUUCUUGAGGCUUCCAUGGUAUGCGUGGAUAGGUGCUGCUAUUUUCUUUUGGGGUUGGGUACAUCAGCUUCGUUGUCAUCAUAUCCUUGGUUCCUUGCGAGACAAAACCAAAAAGCUGGAGGAGUAUGUUAUUCCGUAUGGCGAUUGGUUUGAAUACGUGUCAUCUCCACACUACACGGCUGAAAUUGUCAUCUAUGGUGGUCUUGUGAUGGCUAGUGGUGGUGUCGAUCUAUCAUUGUGGUUGCUUUUUGCAUUUGUGGUGGCAAAUCUGGUUUAUACAGCAAAGGAAACACAAGGAUGGUACAGGCGUAAAUUUGAGCAUUACCCUUGUAAUCGAUAUAUAAUAUUGCCGUUUGUCUAUUAGUGAUUUGUGCAUUGAAAUAGGAUGGUGUAGUAAAGUUGUUCGAUUGGACCCUUACUUUGUUAAAGAAAGGGAGACUUAAAAAUCCAACGAAAUUUCGAAACCAUUCAAAAAAUCUAAAUCAUGUUUUGUCUGUUUAAAAAAACCUUACAAAAAAGCUCAACGAAGUUUGCAAACCGUUCAAAAAACCUCAAUC